ACAGAAAAGUAAAAGAAACAUACAUUAGGAGUGUUUGUUUAAAGAUGUUUCGCGCCUACCAGUCGUUGACACCAGUCUCCAACGUAUAUUUGGGACGAAGAUGGGACCAACAGUUUUAUGAACACCAUAAAAAGAAAAUGUCUUUGGCGAAGCCUGUUGUCGACAACAAACCCCCAAAGACUUACGUGCACCUCCACGUCAAACUAAACAAAUUGCAGAUGGAUGGUGACAGACUAGCUAUAGUGGAAAGAGACAACGAGAAUCUGUUGAAUAAAAUGGCACACAUCAUGAAAACGGGCGGGCAUGUGGAUAACAAAAGAAAGGAUUAUAAACAGAAAAGCCUCAAUAAAGUCAAGCGACACCGAGAUCUCCUGAGAAUAACUCAUGAGAAUUUUGCUAUACUGAAAAGAUUGAAUGCUGUAGAACCCUUUCAUAAUCACCUACAAUGGCAGGACGAUUGGAACGUCAAUCAAAAAUAUAUGGCCAAGAUCGAAAAGUUUCCCCAAUACUGGAGGAAUAAGCACCUGGAUCCAUACGAUGUUCACAAGGAACAAAUAGCUGCCGCCAACAAACGAAUCAGGAAUCGGUUGUUGCGGGAAGAACAACAAAUAAGGAACGGUGACACAGGAACCAAAGUGAGUGACCACGCCUCUCCUCCUCCCAGACCCCUGAGCCCCCGGGCCAGUUCUAAUCACCCCACAGAGAAGACACCAUAG
This is a messenger RNA of Ostrea edulis (European flat oyster), 716 nucleotides long. RefSeq lists its product as uncharacterized. Lineage: Eukaryota; Metazoa; Mollusca; Bivalvia; Ostreida; Ostreidae. The transcript has 6 exons. The record is from RefSeq and is a predicted model, not a curated record. Bases 45 to 716 code for a protein of 223 amino acids.